UUUGAUAUAACGAUUAUGAUUAAAUUAUAUUAUUAAUUUGAAUAGAGGUUAUAAAGAACGAAACGAUUAUGAAAAGUGAAAAGCAAGAUCUAAAGAACUUUAAAUCGUUAUGGAUUCGAUUGGACGAACAUUCCAUAUAUAUUCAUCAACUGUUUUUUAAAGAACAUUCUAUUAGAAAUCAAGAACUUGAAUAUCCAAAAGGGCGCACGUUAUUUGUAUUAAACAUUCCUCCUUAUGUUUCAAAAGAAGCAUUAAGAUAUACAUUUGGCGAACAUUUUGGAUAUGUAGACUUGCUUUAUUUUGUAAAAACCAAUGGAUUCAAAACUGCAUAUAUAGUAUUUCAAGAAGAAUUGUCUGUAGAAAAAGCACUAAAAAUUUCUGAUAAUUAUGUAGUAACAUUACAUUCACAAAACAGUGUAUGCUUUUUUGGAUUAGAAAAAUGGGUCAUAGAGUAUAAUGAGUCACGAAUUGAUCAAGAAAAACUGAAACAAAAUAUUGAGGAAUAUAUGGAAAAUUAUGAAAAACAAGUUGCAGAUAAAAAAGCAAAGGAAAAAGCUAUAGAAGAAGCAAAAGAAAAUGAUGGUUGGGUAACUGUAACAGGACGAAAGAAAAGAGGACAAUUUGCUCUUUCUAGGAAAGAAUCUACUAUUAAUAAAGUACAACAUAAAGAGGAACAGAAAAAUAAGAAAAAGCAACUGCUUAACUUUUAUACUUUCCAAAUUCGUGAGAGUAAAAAAAAGAAUUUGGCAGAGUUAAGAAAGAAGUUCGAAUUAGAUAAAAAGAGAUUACAAGACUUAAAAUCUAAAAGAACGUUUAAACCAUUUUAA
This is a messenger RNA of Habropoda laboriosa, 827 nucleotides long. RefSeq names its product ribosomal RNA-processing protein 7 homolog A. Gene Ontology annotation, cellular component: CURI complex; UTP-C complex. The record is from RefSeq and is a predicted model, not a curated record. Bases 69 to 827 code for a protein of 252 amino acids. Gene Ontology annotation, molecular function: RNA binding. Lineage: Eukaryota; Metazoa; Arthropoda; Insecta; Hymenoptera; Apidae. Gene Ontology annotation, biological process: rRNA processing; ribosomal small subunit assembly. The transcript is spliced from 4 exons.